AUGCGUUGUGUGAGACGAUCUGUUUUGGGCUCACGCGGCUUGAAGCGGCCCAUGUUUAAUUACACCCGUAUUUUUAGCAUGGGGAUCACACAGCACACAUUUACUGGUGCUCUGCUGGAGGACUUAAGGGCCGGGGGGUGCUGCGGGGAUCAAACAGAAGACAACCCUGGGAGCUCCCUUCGACAUGGGGAGCUCGACCACUUUGAAAGUCCGGAAGCCGAGGCUGCGCACGUUGAGAAGGUGAAUACCGUAGUUGAUGAUUUAUUUUCCCGGAUGCCCUUGCCCGAAGAUCCAAUGGGGGCUGCGUUGGCCCCAACCAAAGAAGAAAUGGAGGAAAAGGCCGAAUGGGAUGUGUUAAAGGAGGUUGUGCGUGAGCGAUACCAACGCAAGAUUGCACUCAAAGAGGCUGAGAGAGUCAGGAUUGAUAAGGCGAUGCAGCAUUACCGAGUGGAUAAGGAUAUUGAGGGGGGAGUCUCAGGUGUAACUGGUGCCACCGGCGAUUCUGAAAAAAUUCGAAAGAAAAUUGAGCGGAUGAAACAGGAAAUCGUUGAACUUGAGCGGCGCCUUGAAGCAGCGAACCACGAUGAUAAUUUGUAG
Messenger RNA from Trypanosoma brucei brucei TREU927, 597 nucleotides. RefSeq lists its product as hypothetical. NCBI's taxonomy places the organism in Eukaryota, Euglenozoa, Kinetoplastea, Trypanosomatida, Trypanosomatidae. The transcript has a single exon. Bases 1 to 597 code for a protein of 198 amino acids. The record is from RefSeq and is a predicted model, not a curated record.